Hippocampus comes (tiger tail seahorse) is the source of this 1986-nucleotide messenger RNA. It is a transcript of the gene hhatlb, whose product is annotated as hedgehog acyltransferase like, b. The record is from RefSeq and is a predicted model, not a curated record. Gene Ontology annotation, biological process: negative regulation of N-terminal protein palmitoylation. Gene Ontology annotation, molecular function: acyltransferase activity. Gene Ontology annotation, cellular component: endoplasmic reticulum. NCBI's taxonomy places the organism in Eukaryota, Metazoa, Chordata, Actinopteri, Syngnathiformes, Syngnathidae. The transcript has 13 exons. The coding region runs from base 194 to 1792 and encodes 532 amino acids.
CCCGCCCCUCUUUGUCAGCAACAGUAUACAAGUCCGGCAAGGCGCCUUUGCGAGCGCCGGCAGGGAGUCCCGCGGGCACCUUUGGUCUGCCUUGAAUAUUUUGGAGCGUUUGGAAGAAUUGGCACGUUUUGUUGAAGCGACCUCCGCUCAGUUCAAGGUCCCGGGGGGUGCGCGUGAGCGUCUUUGUGUCGUCAUGGCGAUCAAAGCGGCGCUUCCCAAAUACGAGCUGUACUUCUACAAGGCCGUGCUGGCCUCGGCCCUGCUGUGGUCCACCCGCCGGAUCUUUGAGGCGUCCGCGUCCAACGUCGACAGAAAAGCCUUCAGGUCCAGCGUGAAGCCAGGCUGGUACUACUUGGGCCGGAAAAUGGACACGGCCGACGGGGAAUGGGCCAUGUGGAUUUGGACCUUCCGGGCUCACAUCGCCUUCGCUCUGUGCGGCCACGUGCUGUUCGCCAAGCUCUGCUCCAUGCUGGCUCCUCAGCACCGGUCCCUGGCGUCCAUGGCGUACGGGCUGGCGGCGGUGUGGACCAGCAUGGGCUGGACCUACGUCACCCUGGUGCUGUCGCACUGCGUUCUGCUCUACAGCAUCUCGCUGGUCAAGAUCCGCCGGCUGUGCUUGGUCGCUGGCUUUUGCACGCUGGCCACGUUUAAGUGCGAGCCCUUCGUGUCCUGGCAGGUACGCCGGCCGGCGAGGUCCACCGCAUUCGGGAGCUUUCGAGGCCACGCUCUUCAAGUCACGUCGCACUUCGCUCGGCGUGGCAAACGAGGGGUCUCGUGCCUCAUUUUGCGGAUUUUGUUUUGUUGCUUUNNCCUGCCGUUCUUCUACUUUGGGCCCAUCAUGACCUUUGACAAGUUCUACGCGCAGGCCAAUAAGUCGGACCUGAGCAGGAAGGCGCGGGAGAUGUGGGACAUCAACGUGCAGGCCGUGACCCACCUGGCUCUCAUCCUGGCCGUGGACAUCCUCUUCCACUUCCUCUACGUCCUCACCAUUCCUGGCGACUUGAAGCUUCUCAGGCACCUCUCCGACUGGGCCUUGGUCGGCGUGGCCUAUUUCAACCUGGUGUACGACUGGGCCAAAGCCGCCGUCAUGUUCGGCGUGAUCAACACCGUGUCCAGGCUCGACCACUUGGACCCGCCCAAGCCGCCCAAAUGCAUCACGGCGCUCUACGUCUUUGCCGAAACACACUUUGACCGAGGCAUCAACGACUGGUUGUGCAAGUACGUGUACGAUCGGCUGGGCGGCAAGCACGACGACGUGCUGGCGGAGCUGCUGGCCACGCUGUGCACCUACGCCGUCACCGUCCUGUGGCUGGGACCGAGCAAGCCGGUCCUGGUCUGGGCCUUCUUCAACUGCUUCGGCCUCAACUGCGAGCUGUGGGCCGCCAAGUUCUUCUCCAUGGAGCCCUUCGCGUCUUUCGAGCACGCAAUGUCCGAGGCAAUGUCGCGCCGGAUUCGAGCCGUCGUCUGCAUCUUCAACUUCUGGAGUAUCGUGUUGUACAACACCCUGCUUCUCAACAGUUUGGACUUUGCCAAGUUGCUGGCCAAGCGUCUGCUGCUCAAAGGUUUCCCGAUAACCACGGCGGUCGUCAUGUUUGUGACCUACUGCCUGAUUCAAGUGAUUAAGGAGAGGGAAAGGAGACGGGCCCUCACCGACGACCCCGAUCUGCUUCCUCCCGCCACGUCGGACGGAGCGCCGGCGGGAGCCUCGACCGCCCCUCCGUCAGACUCGGGGACCGCCGCGCCGGCCGUCGCUCAGCCCGUCGCCGAUCCCGGCAAGCAAAAAGCGGAGUAGAGGAUUCACGCUUGCGGUCUUGGUUUUCGUCAUAUCUUGAAUGACAUUUUCUGAAACGUCGGUCAUGUAAAAGAAAUCAAGUACAAGAAGAUGAAAGUUUGUUUUCAAGAUCAAAAAGUCAGACCACCACCAAAUGAAUGUUGUAGACAGAUUACAACAUGAAAGAUGGAGCGAUAACAAGAAGAUAAAAGGGG